Messenger RNA from Striga asiatica, 315 nucleotides. Lineage: Eukaryota; Viridiplantae; Streptophyta; Magnoliopsida; Lamiales; Orobanchaceae. The record is from the annotation of a GenBank genome assembly.
AUGUAUAUUCUCUUGCGCCAAUCAUCAAACAUUGUGUGCGUGUAUUCAACAAAAAUCAAAAGUCACAAACAACAGUCUGUACACAUCAAGCACACUGUACCUUUACGUCACCGUCCUAGAGGGAGAGGGAGAGGGACAGAGAGUACGGCCUUCAAGCGGCGGUGGCGACGGCGGAGAGGAUUAAAGAAAGUGGAUCACAUGAAUGGCACCACAGCGAUUUUCACCAGAGCCCACGUCUCCAGAAUUCGAAGCUCUGGAUUCUGGAGGCGGAAUCUGAUGAACGAAAAACAGGAGGGAAUGAAAAAAGGGAAUUAA